AUUUUUUCGCUAUUCAAAAUGGCACCGUCUCAAUCAGGAAGUGGAGAAAACAACUACGAAGAAUAAGUUGGAUAAAAUUCCUCGUUUCUGUUACUUUGACGCGGGUGUUCGCUCAAAAUCGGUUCGUGGGCCCGGGGUUUGGAUUGAGACCGAGUAACACAUUAACAGUCAUGGAGAGCAUUCGCCCCUGGUAAAGAGUACUGUCUUCUACACAGCCAGCUCGUGGGUAGCGGUCGAAAAAGGUGCAUAGUCAAAGUCAGCUGGUGGUCAUGUGUGAAGCUGUGGUCUGAUGCCCACCCUCCCCUCAGCGCUGGCCAUGGACGGGGAGAACUACCUGCAUCCAGAAGGCCCUCAGCUGGACGGUAGCUUGUUCUCUGCCCCCUCUAACCUGGAGAGUUCCAUGUAUGCCUCCUCGGGUCCCUGGGGAUCCUUCUCUCAGCAGGCUGGAUACAGCAUACACUGCCCUAUGCAAUCUGGAAACCAGCAAUACCACUUGAACAGCAGCACUACCGUCACCACUCCGGAUAUGCACAUGGACAUGUACUCGGGAUUCCCUGAUGUGGAUUUUCCCGGCCUCAACCUCCAAAGGAAUGGAGACUUCUCCCAGGACCUGUCCUGCAUUGAUGACCUCUCCACCAACUCUCUGUUUUCCUCUCCGGCUGACUCGCUGUCGGAGUAUGCUGAUGCCCAGUCCUUCAUCAGCACAGACCUGAGCUCGGUGCCCACGCUCUGGGACAUCAACACUAAUAACACAACCACACCAGCACAGAGCCAGUUAGAGCAAAAUGGCACCAAUAGGUUUCAAGGCCUGGCCAGUUUGGAUGAUAUAACUGCUAUUAUCACCACUCCACCUUUAGGAGGAUUCCAGGCUCCAAGAAACCAGUCGCAACCAGAGGAGGAAGAAGAUGCUGAGGAGGAGGAGACAGAGGAACUGGGACAUGUAGACACAUAUGCUGAGUACAGACCUUCCAAAUCCACUAUAGGAAUUUCUCAUCCUGACAUAGUGGUGGAAACCAACACGCUGUCCAGUGUCCCUCCUCCUGACAUCACAUACACGUUGUCCAUCCCAGAGUCAACUAUUAACAAUGGCCUGCUGUCCGCCCUGCAGCUAGAGGCUAUCAUCUAUGCCUGCCAGCAACACGAAGUGAUCCUUCAGAACAAACAGAGGGCAGGCUUCCUGAUCGGAGAUGGGGCAGGGGUCGGAAAGGGACGCACUGUGGCAGGAAUCAUCCUGGAGAACUAUCUUAAGGGAAGAAAGAAAUCACUAUGGUUCAGCAUAUCCAACGACCUGAAAUUUGAUGCAGAGAGAGAUCUCAAAGACAUAGAUGCGCCGAAUAUUCCUGUGCAUGCCUUAAACAAGAUAAAGUAUGGAGACACAGCUACCUCAGAAGGAGUCCUGUUUGCAACGUACUCUGCGCUGAUUGGAGAGAGCCAGGCAGGAGGGCAGCACCGGACCAGAAUCAAACAGAUCCUGGAUUGGUGCAAGCCAGACUUUGACGGAGUUAUUAUUUUUGAUGAAUGCCACAAAGCCAAGAAUGCCACUUCUACAAAGAUGGGCAAAGCAGUGCUCGACCUGCAAAACAAGCUGCCACGGGCCAGGGUGGUGUAUGCCAGUGCCACAGGUGCCUCUGAGCCAAAGAACAUGAUCUAUAUGAGCCGCCUGGGUAUCUGGGGUGAGGGCACGCCCUUCAGAAUAUUCGAUGACUUCCUGCACGCCAUUGAGAAGAGGGGUGUCGGCGCCAUGGAGAUUGUCGCCAUGGACAUGAAAGUUAGCGGGAUGUACAUCGCCAGACAGCUGAGCUUCUCAGGGGUGUCUUUCCGCAUCGAAGAGAUCGGUCUGGACAGUGACUUCAAAUUGGUCUACAACAAAGCUGCCAAACUGUGGGCGGAGGCGUUGCAAGUGUUCAUGCGUGCAGCUGAUGAGCUGGGCCUGGUCAGCAGGAAGUCUCUGUGGGGGCAGUUCUGGUCUUCUCACCAGCGCUUCUUCAAAUAUCUCUGUAUCGCUGCCAAGGUCCGCUGCCUGGUGGAGCUGGCCCAAAAGGAGCUGGAGGCCGGAAAGUGCAUCGUUAUUGGGCUACAGUCUACCGGAGAAUCACGCACCAGGGAAGUCUUGGAUGAGAAUGACGGGCAUCUUGACAGAUUUGUUUCUGCAGCAGAGGGAGUGUUCCAGUCUCUUGUAACAAAACAUUUCCCUUCGGAGAAACAGAGGAGGGAGAAGGCACCGGGGAAUAAAAGAAAACGGAAGCCUAGAGGUCGCCAGCCGAAGGUACCCAAGCACACGGUGGACAGCGGCGGUGUCAUCAACAUCACCGACGACAGCAGCAGCGACUCGGACGGCAUGGACACGGACUCCAACUCCUCACCAGACUCCCUGAACCUAGACAACGAUGACGUCAUCUUUGUGAACCACACUAGCUGUCAGACAGCCAGGAUAGAGGAGAUGAAGCAGAGCCUCCUCAACAAAAUAUCAGAACUGGGAAAAGAACUACCUCUCAAUACGUUGGACGAGCUCAUCGAUAAGUUCGGAGGACCCGAUAAAGUCUCCGAGAUGACUGGUCGGAAGGGCCGUGUGGUGAGGCGCCCUGACGGCAGCGUUCGUUAUGAGUCACGGGCUGAGCAGGGUCUCACUAUCGACCACAUCAAUAUCAAGGAGAAAGAUCGCUUUAUGUGUGGAGAGAAGUUGGUGGCCAUCAUCUCAGAAGCAGCCAGCUCUGGGAUUUCCCUGCAGGCGGACAAGAGAGUGAAAAACCAGAGACGCAGGGUCCACAUGACCCUGGAGCUGCCGUGGAGUGCAGACAGGGCCAUUCAGCAGUUUGGUCGAACUCAUCGGUCCAAUCAGGUCACAGCCCCAGAGUACAUCUUCCUCAUCUCAGAACUGGCUGGGGAGAGACGCUUUGCCUCCAUUGUGGCAAAGAGACUAGAGAGCCUGGGUGCGUUAACCCACGGAGACAGGAGAGCCACUGAAUCCAGAGACCUGAGCAAGUACAAUUUUGAGAACAAGUAUGGUACCAAGGCUCUUGAUAAAAUCACCAAAGCAAUUCUUGGCCACAUAGACAACAAGGUGCCCCCUCCCAAAGGCUACCCUGGGGGUGACGCCAUGUUCUUCAGAGACAUGAAAGUUGGAAUGAUGGAUGUGGGCAUCUUUUGUAAGGAGUCUCGCUUUGGAAUCAGUACGGAGAAAGACUGCAGCAUCACCAAGUUUCUCAAUCGCAUCCUGGGCCUGGAGGUCCACAAGCAGAACUAUCUGUUCCAGUACUUCACUGACAACUUUGACUACCUAAUUGAGAAGGAUAAGAAGGAGGGCAAAUACGACAUGGGGAUCCUAGAUCUUGCACCAGGUAAUGAUGAGAUUUACGAGGAGAAGCAGGAAACUUUCCUGACAGUUGGGAAUCCUCAGGAUGGUCAGGUUGUUCUAUAUAAGAUCAGCGUGGACAGAGGUAUGACCUGGGAUGAGGCCUACAACAGGUCACUGAAGCUCAGUGCUCCCGAUGAGGGAUUCUACCUUUCUCAGAAGCUGCGAGGUAACCAUCCAUGUGUGCUGCUGGCUGAACAAGGAAGAGGCAAGAACUUCAUUGUCUACAAGCCCAACAUCGGGAAGCAGACACACCCUGAGAGCCUUGACAACUUGCAUCAACGUUACCGGAAGGUGGCUCCUGAGGAAGCCAGGGACAUCUGGGAGAACCAGUUCACCUUCUCUUUCAAGAAGUGCAGUCACGCCAACUGGAAUGGGAAGUGUAAGAAAAUUGAGGAAGGCCAGGAGUGUCUGCAGGGUAUGCGUCUGCGUCAGUACCACAUGCUGUGUGGAGCUCUGCUGCGAGUGUGGAAGCGCGUGUCUGACGUGGUGUCUGACAUCACCAGCUCCAGCAUCUUGCAGAUCGUCCGCCUUAAAACUAAACAGCAUAACAAGCAAGUCGGCAUCAAGAUCCCAGAGAACUGCGUGGCCCGUGUGCGCGAGGAGCUCCUGCUGAUGGACGAGGAGGUGAAGAGGAGGCGAAAGGAGAGAGAGCAGCGUCUGGCUGAGGAGCACAGGCUGAAAAUGGACCAGACAAACAGACACCUCCUGGAUCUGUUCAGCCAGAAAACCAUGCAACCAUGCAACUCCCUAGCUCAGGCUAUCGCCCAGAACCAGAUCAUAAAACAGAAACUGAACCAAAACGCUCUGCAAAGGACUCAAGCUGGGGGCAUCGCUCAGCUGCAGAGAAUGCAGGCUCAAACGCAGUCCGGUUUAAAGCCCCCUCACAGCUUAAACAUGCUGGCCCUACAGAGAAAUCCCAACCAAACCCAGCAAAGGACCCACAACAGCUGGCCUAACCAUUCCACCUCCACCUCCUCCACCAACCAGGUCUCUCUAACCAACACAGGUAACCUUGGUUUCCCGCAGUUUGGCCCUCAGCACUUCCUCUCCCCCUUUCAACAGCCGAAGAACCGGGCUCUCCCACUCCACCAGGCCCCACUGUCUUCCAAGAAUCCCCUAGAUGAGAUCUUCGACCUGACCACGAGCUCACCGCCCCCCUCUUCAGACAGCGCUGAGAGCGGACUGAAUCUGGACACUCUGGCGGGAAACUCUGCCGCGUUUUCUGACGACUUCACUGAUCCUGAUCUCGCGCGAGUGCGCAGAUCUCUGCCCCUGCUCAAAUACAGCACGACUCCAGACCACAGCACACAAUCUCCUCACCGCACGCAACACAGCACACACACACAGCACAACGCACCCCCAUACCCCACAAGCUUAGACUAUGACCUGCCCCUUUCCCCACAGAUGCCCACACAAAAAGACAGCCCCUCGUCCUCGACCUCCCCCUCCACGUCCUCCACCUCGUCCGCCUCAAACAACCUAAUCCUCUUCUCGAACCCAUCCUCCUCCACCACCUCCUCCUCCUCCUCCUCUCUGUUUUCCACCUCUCCCUCCUGCUUCCCCAGCACCUUCACCCUCCCCCAGUCAGACUCCUUACCCAACGGCCACUGCAGCUCUGGCGCUCUCAACGUUCGCGAGGCCCUGAACAGCAUUCUGCAGGCCGGACCGGACCGCAAGUCCGUCAUUCAUUACCGGCAACAAGACUAAGAGCUUCGACAGACACGGCUGGACUGGACUUUUAUCGUUAGGUUUUGGUUUUUUUUGUUGUCGUUUCAAGCAGAUCGGUUCUUGUUUGCUGCUGUCUAUGAUCACACCCUUGGACCUACUCCCUCUCCCCUCAGGGCCUAUAGUCAAGUCACUGCCUGUCCUGCGCUGGGCUCUCACCCUCCUCUCUAUCCACCUGUAGCGAUCACCUGUCUAAGGCUCUCGAGGUGACGCUCUUGAGGCUCGAUCAAUAUCAGAUUUCUGCACCAAAGUGCGUCCUCCACAGUAAAAGGCAGCUGUUUAAAAAAAAAAAAAAAAAAAAAGAGAGAAAAAAAAAAGGAAGUGAAUGAACAUGUGAAGACUGUAUUUCAUUGAACACGCGAGCUGUCAAAACACGAGCUCAUUCAGUGAGGUGUGGAAAUCUUUAAUAAAAAAAACUCCCGCUGCUGAUUUUUACGAGGUAUGAUUGGUGAAGUCGCUGGAAGCUCUACAUGCCUUUCACCGGUUAAAACCCGCAUCGUUAGACUCUGCUUUACUGUUACUUCGCUUCAUGGCUGUUCUUUCCCGGACGAAAACUAAAACAAAACACGUAUGCAAGGCUUGGUUUGAAAACAAAAGAAUAGUGUUGAACUGGAAGACAUAAAUAAAAUAAAUAAAAAAUAAAAAUAAUAACACAAAAUCUUUUAGCUGACUAGCCGUGAAAUGCCUCAGUUUUCAUUCUUCUUCUUCUGCGCGCUCCCUCUUGUUUCUCUCCCUGCUUGUAUGAACACUAGUGUGAGGAAAAAGGGAGAGGAAGAGCAGUCUGCUGUUGCAAACAGUGCCUUCGGAGAAAUCUAUAAAUGCAGUCUUUUAAAUCCAUGUAGCCUAAUGUAUAGAUUUGUACUCCUCAGCGUUGGUUUUAAUUUUAAUUUAAUAUGGUAUAUUUGUAUUUAUCUUUUAGCCCCCUCUGUCAGUUGUUGUUUGUGUUACACUAUGCUGGUGUUGGGUUUUUCAUUUAGCCUGUAUAUGCUUGUAUGAUCGUUUGUGCAGCCGCUCUUGGAAGAAGAGCAGCAGACUUGUCCUUUUAUCUGUGUCCUUCCUGUCCCAGGUGAAAUGACAGUGUGCUAGGGGAUCAGUAAUCUGACGCGCCAGAUGGUUUGUUACAGAUUCUGUGAUCUCGUGAGAAUCCCGUGAGCAUCCAGUUGCCUCUCAAGGUAAGGGGAUCAGGGAGAUUAUUGAGCUGCACGGAGAAAAACUGUGUCCAAAUAUGUUAUAUACCCCAUUUAUUCUCUCUUUUAAAGCUGACAAAUAGCGUUUUUUUUUUUUCGGACGUGACUCCUGUUUUGUUUUGAUUUGGAAUUCCUCAGGAAAGUCUUGAGUGUAUAUUUUCUUCGUGUGUGUGUGUGUGUGUGCGUGCGCUCGUGUGUCAUUUCGACCAACACGGAUAUGAAAAUGUGUUUUCAGUCUUUAAUUCCAGUGAAUAACAAAAGAAUUUUCAAGCCCUGUCAUUUUUGCUAAUGGGAGUAAACCUCUUCCAGCAACAUAUUACGACAUCCAACAUUUAUUCAGUAUCUUAUAAAAAAAAAACAACAAAAAAAAAAAAUCUGUGUACAUCUCCGGUGUUUAGGCUGUAAAACCUGUGACAUCUGGCCAUCUUCGUGUGGACACCAUGCACUGUAGUCAGUUGGGGACAAAAUGCCGGGAGGGGUUCAGCUGAUCAAAAAGCAAUAAAACCGUAUUCUACAUUUGUUAUGAGACAGAUAAGCCUAAGUACUGUUUACGCUCAACAGGCAAAGCUCUGUGGUGACCUUUGCAUGGUAUGAACCAUUUUAUUUCUGUCGUGCUUCAUAGUCUUUGAGUUGAACACAUUCUGAAAUGCAUACAACCUUUGUAAAGUACGUUUUCACACGAUGAGCGCAAUGCGCUCUUGAUGUUUUAGUCAUCGUUAUUAUAAAGGUUAUUGUUAUUUAUAUUUAAGGGAUAUUUAGAUUUUAGACACGUUAUCUUGCUUAUUAUGAUAGUUAACAAGAUGUUUGGUCAGGGAAGUUACUAGUUUUCAAGAUUGCUAUAAAACAAAUUCUAUUAUAACCUGCCACCAAAUAAGAUUGCACUGUUCUGUACUGCUGUACAGUGUCUGGAUUUAUUUCUGCUUUUCACUUUUGCUUUCCUCAAGUACAAUUGUUUCUCCAACUUGUAGACCUUUGCCAGGCCUUCAGUUCGCAGAGAGAUACCAAAGUAUUCCACAGACACCCCCUAAAGUUACUGGCUCUAAGAUAUCAGACCUUUUAUCAAACUCAGGAAGAAACCUACAAGACGAGUAACGGCGGGGCGUUAGCAGAAAUAUAUAUCAUUUCCCCUCAUAACAGUGGUGAAACUAAUGAAUUCAUGUGCUAUUUUUUUUUUCUCCUUGACUGUGCUGUGACACUUGCUGUAUUUAUGUUUUAGACUAAAUGUGAUGGGUUUGUCGUUUGUCCUUGUGAAGAUGUCAGUGAUUCUAAAUGUUUAUGCCUUCUUAGGGCAAAGAUCAAAGGCUGUUUCUUGUUAAGGACAUUAUUUUUCUGUGGACAGUUUUAUUUUUUAUUUGUCUCGCAGCUGUUGGACAUUUAAUUCAUGUUAACGUCGACAGAUUCUUGGGUCAAUUCGCACCUGGGUUAAACUGCAAUGUGCAAUGGAUCUGUCCAAGCCUUCGCCUUUCCCUCAGUGUGACAGAUGUUUAGGAUCGGACUGACUCGCUCACAGUAUCUCAGAUCGUUGUUUUUUUAUUAUUAUUGGCAGAAUCCUUUCACAGCGUCUUUAGUUAAUUCAUUUAUUUUUUAAUAUUCCUCAUUACCCACAUUCCAAGUCAUCAGUCGGCAAAAAAAAUUGCCUUUAUGUGUUUUAUAGUCACCCAAAUACAGCUUUAUGCAUUUAAGGGAUAUGGACAGCAAUUUUAGGAAAAAGGCUUUUUUUCCCCCCCACCAAGAACCCCGUAUUAGGUAGGCCUUUAGUCAUCUUAUCAUUUUGCACUAAGAAUGGCAUAAUCAAGUUACUGUUGUUGACUAUGAUUGAGCAUUGCAAGCUUGUUGUGUUUCUGUUCUUUGAUGGAUUGCUCUAUGUAUACUGUAACCAUCUCUCUCGUUUCUCCACCAUUUGCAUAUUAUAUAAAUGUUAUCACUCUCAAAUAAUUUAUUGCUAACAAAAAAAAAUUAAACAAAAAACAUGCUACUGAUUGUAUGUAUUUUUAAACAAAGCCUAUUUUUUCUGUAAAAAAAAAAAUGUGUUCAGCACUUUUAUUCUGGGUUGUGCUUUUGUUUUCUAUAUAUUUAUAAUUUAGAUCCAAAUGUAUAUAUUGUAAAAUUUGUGCCUUUCGACUAAUUCUUUAAAAAGGUUUUUCUACUCAUUAAAGGAAGGACUAUAUGAAAUUGCAAUCUUAACUUUGUAAACAAAUAAAAACUUGAAGAUUGCUGAA
Messenger RNA from Mugil cephalus (flathead mullet), 8486 nucleotides. It is a transcript of the gene sbno2b, whose product is annotated as protein strawberry notch homolog 2. Gene Ontology annotation, cellular component: nucleus. The record is from RefSeq and is a predicted model, not a curated record. The transcript has 33 exons. Gene Ontology annotation, biological process: regulation of DNA-templated transcription. NCBI's taxonomy places the organism in Eukaryota, Metazoa, Chordata, Actinopteri, Mugiliformes, Mugilidae. Gene Ontology annotation, molecular function: chromatin DNA binding; histone binding. Bases 290 to 5062 code for a protein of 1590 amino acids.